ACUGAACGACAGCCCAACGACUCUGUCAUCCUUAACGUCUAGGACCUCCAGAAAAGAGGACUGUUGGCGGGUCGCAAUAUAUAAGAGACUUCGAUUCAUAUAUCUUCGACCUUAGUCUCACGCUUCGAGUCGCCAAUUGCCUUUCGCCAGCGACGUCAGUUGCGGUCAUCGCCGCUGUCAACAUGCCUCCUCCACUCCCCUCCCAACACCGGGGCAUGACUGCCAACCCUCUCAAGCCUGUCAAGCGCUAUCGUCCGGGAAAAGCGAUCGCGGAGGAGCCUUCUUCAUCAGAAGAAGAGGAGGAGGAGGAGGAGGAGGAGCAGGCCAACGAGCAGGAAAGACGCAAGCAGCAGGAAGCGCAGCGAAGAAGACAGCAACAGCAGAGACAGCAAGCUCCUAAGGCAACCUCGUUUCCAGGUGCGGCAGCUGGGAAGAUAACGAAGGGCGUGCAACAAGUGAAAAUCGACGAAGAUGAGGACGAGGAAGGGUUCGUUACGGAGGAAGAACUUGAUGAGGAGGCUGCGAAAGCUGCCAGACCAUCGACAGUAACAGCUGCUGCUGCGGCCGUCGCAGCCAGUGAAGAGGAAAGUGAAGAGGAAGAAUCGGAGGAGGAAGAGGAAGAGUCUGAAGAGGAAGAAAGUUCCGAAGACGAGGCCCCUCGAAGGGUUCUACUACGUCCUACGUUCAUCAAGAAGGAUAAGCGUAAUAACGGUGCUGGCCAAGCUGCAGAUGCUCCGGCGGCGAAGACUGAGACGUCUGGAGCGGAUGCCGCAGCUGAGGCGGAGCGUCGCAGAAAGCAGGAAAAAGCCGACCUGCUAGUCCGAGAGCAGCUGGAAAAGGAAGCAAUUGCAAAAACAGCAGGCAAGAAAGAAUGGGAUGAGGAUGAGCUGGCUGGCGACGAAGAAGCGCUGGACGAUCGGGACGGGCUGGACCCUGAAGCUGAAUACGCAGCCUGGAAAGUACGGGAGCUCAAGCGGAUCAAACGGGAGCGCGAAACGAUCGAAGCUGCAGAGAAGGAACGCGAAGAGAUCGAGCGUCGUCGCAACUUGACCGCGGAAGAACGGGAACGUGAAGACCGUGAAUUUCUGGAGAAGCAGAAGGAAGAACGAGAGGCGACUCGAGGACAGACGGGGUUCAUGCAGCGUUACUUCCACAAGGGUGCUUUCUUCCAGGACGAUCUGGAGCGUGAAGGCCUCGAUAAGCGUAAUGUUAUGGGUGCCCGAUUCGCGGACGACGUCAAUCGUGAGACUCUGCCGCAGUACAUGCAGAUUCGAGACAUGACAAAGCUUGGAAAGAAGGGACGAACACGCUACAGGGAUCUGCGAUCUGAAGAUACAGGUCGAUGGGGUGAAGGCUUCGACAACCGACCUCGUAGGGACCGUGAUGUUCCCCUAGGGGUCCAAGAUGAGCGAUUCAUGCCAGAUCGCGGUGACGAUCGUCGCAAAGGACCAACAGGCGCAAACGCAAGCGCUGUCAGAGAAAGGCGACGUUCGCGCUCUCGUACACCACCGAGGCGGCGCUCUAGGUCUAGAUCUUUCUCGCCGAGAAGAGAUCGCUACAAUGACCGAAGUCGUUACAGAGACGACGAUCGACGUGACCGAGACAGGUAUCGAGACGAUGACAGGAAUCGUAGGAAGCGGUCUCCAUCGCCCUAUGAUGACCGCGAUAAGCGGCGGCGGGUGGACAGCGUCCAUUGAGGUUGAAACUUCCGUUCUUCUAAAAGGAAAACCAUGCAUUUGUUCGGGCGUUCAAGGCGACUACUGGCUGUAAUGGACAAAGUUGGUUUAUGGCGUUCUCAAGUCGGCACGGACAGAAACGACCGAUAGAUAUACUUCAGUUCAAAAGUAGAGCUU
Molecule: messenger RNA, 1853 nt
Organism: Paecilomyces variotii
Lineage: Eukaryota; Fungi; Ascomycota; Eurotiomycetes; Eurotiales; Thermoascaceae
Product: putative microfibrillar-associated protein MfaP1
Exons: 1
Coding region: 183-1697 (504 amino acids)
Biological process (GO): mRNA splicing, via spliceosome
Cellular component (GO): U2-type spliceosomal complex
Molecular function (GO): RNA binding
Source: RefSeq, a predicted model, not a curated record